Messenger RNA from Sinocyclocheilus rhinocerous, 852 nucleotides. RefSeq names its product voltage-dependent calcium channel gamma-7 subunit-like. Gene Ontology annotation, molecular function: channel regulator activity; voltage-gated calcium channel activity. The coding region runs from base 274 to 852 and encodes 192 amino acids. Lineage: Eukaryota; Metazoa; Chordata; Actinopteri; Cypriniformes; Cyprinidae. The record is from RefSeq and is a predicted model, not a curated record. Gene Ontology annotation, biological process: positive regulation of synaptic transmission, glutamatergic; neurotransmitter receptor transport, postsynaptic endosome to lysosome; transmission of nerve impulse. Gene Ontology annotation, cellular component: postsynaptic density membrane; AMPA glutamate receptor complex. The transcript has 7 exons.
UGCAAAAGUACAUUUUCCAUUGCGCAUUACUACGCACAACGUCUGCGUUACUUUUUGCUUUCUGUCGUUUUGCUGGGAUAAAACGAGGGACGGUAAGCGUGAAGAUGUGAGGUAGGAGAAGAUAACGGGGUAUCAGUGGGAAAUACGCACUUAAGAGAGACAACGAAAGAGGGAGGGAGAGAGAGAGCGCGGAUAUUUUGCAAGGCACCCCUGGUGUGAAGCUUGUGCCUGCGCGCUCGCUGCAUACUUGUCAGCUGCACGUGCACGGGUAGGAUGAGCUCUUGCAGCAGCAGGGCUCUGACUCUGCUCUCCACAGUGUUUGGGGCAUGCGGACUGCUGUUGGUGGGGGUUGCCGUGGCGACAGAUUAUUGGCUGCUGAUGGAGGAGGGAAUCGUACUGCAGCAGAACCAAACUGUCGAUGUCAAGAUGGCCUUGCAUUCUGGCCUCUGGAGAGUGUGUUUCAUAGCAGGUACAGAGAAAGGUAGAUGUGUGGCCUCUGAGUAUUUCACAGAGCCAGAGAUUGAAAUCACCACAGAAAACACUGCAAAUAUCCUCAAGAUGGUGCGGACAGCUACUCCCUUCCCUAUGGUGUCCCUGCUCUUCGUUUUCAUGGCCUUCAUCAUCAGUAACGUGGGCCACAUCCGUCCACAGCGCACCAUUCUGGCCUUCGUUUCUGGAAUCUUCUUCAUCCUCUCAGGGUUGAGUCUGGUGGUGGGGUUGGUGCUGUAUAUCUCCAGUAUCAAUGAUGAAGUAAUGAACAGGCCGCGGGAGCCAGAGCAGUUCUUUAACUACCACUACGGCUGGUCCUUUGCUUUUGCUGCCAGCUCCUUCCUGCUCAAAGAGAUACAGUGA